AUGCAGGGACUCAGCUCCGAGGGUUUCAUUCGCAUGGCCGAUCUUCCACAUGUCCUUUUGUCUGGGGUACUGCAUCAUAUUGUGCAGGCUAGUAUUGCCAGUUCCAAUGGGAUGAUGGGGAUCGAAGGAAAAGGGAUCUCAGCCAUCACGCGGAACGGCUCGGAUAUCGCCACCGGCAAAAGCGCAGUUCUGGAUGGCCGUGAGCUGGAGACGCGCUCGAGGCGCGGCGCAUACGACGAAUCGCGAAUGGAUGGCCUCGAUGUUAACCGACACCGGACUUUGAAAAGCUCUUGA
This is a messenger RNA of Letharia columbiana, 294 nucleotides long. RefSeq lists its product as uncharacterized. The coding region runs from base 1 to 294 and encodes 97 amino acids. The transcript has a single exon. NCBI's taxonomy places the organism in Eukaryota, Fungi, Ascomycota, Lecanoromycetes, Lecanorales, Parmeliaceae. The record is from RefSeq and is a predicted model, not a curated record.